This is a messenger RNA of Besnoitia besnoiti, 1185 nucleotides long. RefSeq lists its product as uncharacterized. The record is from RefSeq and is a predicted model, not a curated record. Bases 1 to 1185 code for a protein of 394 amino acids. The transcript has a single exon. Lineage: Eukaryota; Apicomplexa; Conoidasida; Eucoccidiorida; Sarcocystidae.
AUGGCGGAUAAAGUUGCUCCGUCCUCUCUGGGGGGGGUAGCCGCGUCAGAGGGGGUAUCUACGCCACAGCGGGGAGCCGUGUCGAACCGAGGUACUGUCGCGGUGUCGCAAGCCCCUGCCACUGCGGGGAUAGCGCCUCUGGUGAAUCCACUGACCGCAGCAGCAUUUGAGGAUGAAGCCCAACGCAAGCGGACGGAGGCCAUCGCGCAUCAGGCCACGGCCUGCCUAUGGACUAGCAUGAGCUGGUUUGUACUACUGGGCAUACUCGCCAUAUUUUGCAUCUCGUAUGCAAAUGUGGCAUUUUCGUGUAUCCUCAUCGUUGGUGGCAUCGUGAUCCCGGCUCUGGGUCUAGCAGGUGUGUACAUGUCGAAACGGGGUUUUCUCCUCGCUUACCUGAUAUGGGGAACCAUCAUGCUUAUUUUACUCAUAGCGAUGUGGGUAUACAAUGUAUACGUAUUGGUCAACGCCGUUGACGUCUUGGGUGCCUCCCUCGGCUACACGUGGGAGGUUGGUUACAUACGGCCCGACUGGCACGACCGCUUUGGCUUCCCCGAAAGCCACACCGAGGACCAUUCUCCGCCGGGGUGGAUGAGGACCGCUUUUCCGGAUCACGAAGGUUCAACCUUAUUCACGAUGAAGGACAACCAGGAGCCACCGAUGAGUGGUACGAAUGGUAUAGAGGCGUCGUUAUUUCCGCCGUCACACUCUGUAACAGCGGGGGAAGACGCGCAAGCCUUGCUUCAGGUUUGUGUGGACGGCGCAGCGAAGCAGCCUGACUUUUCCACAGAUACAGGCAUGGUUCUUGAAGCGCUCAGUACGCGUGGCUGGCUGUGCGCGUAUUCGAAAGCCGAAAUUAUGAACUUCCGCAAAUGGCCUGUGAAUUGUUGGCAUACAUGUGGCUACAAGUAUCUGAGUGCGGGUCACUCGCUUUCGUCAUCAGAUCCUACAGAUGUGCAUCGCCUGCAGAGCUUCAUAGAGCACCUGAAAUCCAUAUCCCCCGAUGAACAGCAGGAAUGCAUGUUGUACACCAUGGCAACAGCAUGCUCGAUCCAGGACAAGCACUAUCUCGUUGUGUGGGUGAUUCUGAUAUCUGUGUGGCUUUUGUGCGCAUGCAUUGGUUGCUGCUGCGUGACGCCGGUCUCUCUGGGGUUUAGUGGCAAGGUUUGGACCCUGCUUCGUGGAUAG